GCUUAUCCACCUCUUCCCUAUUCCCUGCUCAAAUUCAUCAGUAUAUUACAAGAAAAUUAAAAAUGUUGUUACAGUAUUUAAGAGCCAAAAAAAAAUAUAAUAAAAAACUAAUCUGGAUAAAUCAUUCAUCUGUUUCGUUUUGAGUUUGAUCGUUACGCUCUCCAACUACCUCCAUUCACGGCAGCAUGCAAUGCAUGACCACCGUAACCGUAACCAUAUCCAGCCACCGUAACUGAACAACUGAACUCAACUAACUACCAUAACAUGGCGUUAACUUGGCCGCACCUACUGCAGUUUCAUUCUCAACCGCGCGCCAACUUCGUCUUCUUCUCCGAUCUCGCCGAAUUCCGCUCCCUCGAACCGCCAUGCCUCGAUUCCCUCAACCUCCUCCGCCGGAGCAAGAUCUUCGUCGCAUCUCCGCCGCUGCUGAAGCCGGUGAAGUGCAUCGGCAGCAGAUCCACGGAGGAGAAGCAGUGGAGUGAAGAAGCCGAGACCGCAGCAGCGUCUGACUCCGAUGAAGCUGCGGCGGAUGAUGCUAAUGGUCAGGUUCCGACCUCAACAACCGUUCCUGCAAGUGAAUGUGUUGAGUCUCAGAGAAUUGCAACCACUUCUUCCGGCGAUUCGCUCUCUCUCGGGAUUCGGGAACCGGUUUAUGAAGUUGUAGAAGUGAAAUCCAAUGGGACAGUAUCGACCAGGAAAAUCAACAGGAGACAAUUAUUGAAGUCUAGUGGUCUUCGUCCACGAGACAUACGAAGUGUGGAUCCGUCAUUGUUUUUGACAAAUUCAAUGCCUUCUUUACUGGUCCGUGAGUAUGCUAUACUUCUAAAUCUGGGUUCACUACGAGCAAUAGCAAUGCAAGAUUGUGUACUUAUAUUUGACUAUAAUCGUAAAGGAGGGCAAGCUUUUCUAGAGUCACUGCUGCCUCGGUUGAACCCCAAGAACAACAAUGGAGGUCCAUCAAUGCCAUUUGAACUCGAGGUUGUUGAAGCAGCAUUGCUUUCAAGAAUACAACGCUUGGAGCAGAGACUGGUGCGCUUAGAACCUCGUGUUCAAGCUCUUCUUGAGGCCUUGCCAAAUCGGAUAACUGGCGAUAUAUUGGAGCAACUUCGUACUAGCAAACAAACUUUGGUUGAGUUAGGUUCUAAGGCAGGAUCACUCAGACAGAUGCUGCUUGACCUUCUGGAGGACCCCGAUGAAAUACGCCGGAUAUGUAUCAUGGGAAGAAACUGCAUACUUAAUAGAGGAAACCAUAAUGUGGAAUGCUCACUGCCCUCAGAAAAGCAGAUUGCUGAGGCGGAGGAGGAGGAAAUUGAGAUGCUUCUGGAAAAUUAUCUUCAAAGAUGUGAAUCUUGUCAUGGUCAAGCUGAAAGACUUCUUGAUUCUGCCAGGGAAAUGGAAGAUUCUAUAGGUGUCAGUUUGAGCUCACGAAGGCUUGAGGUUAGCAGAGUGGAACUGCUUCUUCAGGUUGGAACAUUCUGUGUGGCAGUUGGUGCCCUCGUAGCAGGUAUAUUUGGCAUGAACCUGAAGUCCUAUCUUGAGGAGCAAGUGCUUGCAUUUUGGCUGACAACCGCUGGGAUAAUUAUUGGUGGUAUAAUUGCUUUUUUUCUUAUGUAUUCCUACCUCAGGGCAAGGAAAAUCUUCUGAUGAAACUUCAAAUUAGGGGAUGUUAAAUUAUGAAGUAAAGCAAGCACCCAACAGCUGCAGUGAUUGUCGAUGAGGAUUAAUCAUCCAAAAUUGAGUUCGGAAGUAUGCAUCAUAUUACUCACAUUAUUUGAGGGUGGUAGACAAUUCUUUAUUGCUUCAUGAGUUCAUAUGAUAGUCAUGAUAGAUUAUUAGCUAUCAUGAGAUUCCACAUUUGGUUGUAUUCUUUUGUGGGCGUUUGUGUGUGCUAAUUAUAGGGUCAAAGAUACAAUAUACAUAAGCAAUGCUUAAAGUAGGUAAUUCAAUGCAGAUAGCAAUAAACAUUUUUGUUUGUGGUAUAAUAUUACCAAACUAAUAUUUAGGGUGAUAAUGUAUGUCUGAAAUCAGUAAACACUUCCACCCACAAAAACAAUGAACACGUAUCUGGCUCCUUUUAUUAUCUGCUUAAGCCUA
Lotus japonicus is the source of this 2094-nucleotide messenger RNA. RefSeq names its product magnesium transporter MRS2-11, chloroplastic. The record is from RefSeq and is a predicted model, not a curated record. Lineage: Eukaryota; Viridiplantae; Streptophyta; Magnoliopsida; Fabales; Fabaceae. The coding region runs from base 265 to 1644 and encodes 459 amino acids. The transcript is spliced from 14 exons. Gene Ontology annotation, biological process: magnesium ion transport. Gene Ontology annotation, molecular function: magnesium ion transmembrane transporter activity.